Molecule: messenger RNA, 1169 nt
Organism: Saccostrea echinata
Lineage: Eukaryota; Metazoa; Mollusca; Bivalvia; Ostreida; Ostreidae
Exons: 4
Coding region: 1-1068 (355 amino acids)
Source: RefSeq, a predicted model, not a curated record
AUGUUGCUGACAACUUUGAUCAAACUUUCAAUCCGAACAAUUGGUAACCGUACUCUGAUGUUGACAUUAACAGAUGUAGGAGUUCUCACUGACAAUAUAUCUGUAAACUUUGGAGACAAGGUCUUCCCAAAAUCUAUAGCGUUUGUUUUACUUGUUGCAAAAGCAAAUUUAACGUAUUUUCGUAAACUAGAUACUAAUUGUUUAUUCACAAAAGAAGUGUAUUAUCCGAGUCGAAGUCGUCUGCACUGUGCAACCAUAUGCGUGAGCAAUAAUUCUGACAUCUUUAGCCACAGAAAAGGGGAAUGCUAUUGUGUCGAUAGCAUUGAUGAAUACAGUGUUAUUAAAAUAUCUGUCAUCUAUCCCGUCUAUGUGAGAAAAAGUGAAAUACUGACAGUGAAUUUCACGCGCCUGUGUGUUCCAGUUUCAAAUGCAUCAUCAAGCUCCACACUAAUGCCCCUGCUGUCCACAUGUAGAGUGAAUGCUUCUAUCAUUCUUUACAACAAGAAACUGGUUCUCUUCUCAAGUAACACGGUAUUUUUGUAUGAUGACUAUGAAAGACUAGACUCUGGACCAUCAAGAACUUGUCCAAUUAGUGACUUAUUUGCUGGAAUAACUGGAACGCUGGAUGCUGCUUAUGAUGACAAUGACACCAUAUCAUUGAUCCAAGGUUCCGAAGUUUAUACAUAUGCGAUCUCAACAAUACUAGAGGAAAAACAAGCAACAUUAAAGAGAAAAGAAAAGACAAAUGUUACAUUUAAACUUGGACUUGCUAACCAAUCCUCAACUACCAUUGACUGUGUCAUUAAGGAUACCAAUAUGUUUUAUGUAUUUGCUGGAGACUACGUGUAUGAUGUGAGCAAAAAUCCACCAACGAUCAUAAACUGGAAAUCAAACAGUGCAAAGAACCCAUUUAAAUCCACCAAUCACAGCUCCCGCCCUCAUUACGUGGACGCAUGCGCAAACUCUAAUUCGCAAAAACUUCUCUUCUUUUCGGGAUCUGAGCACUUCUACUAUGACUUCUCUACAAAGCAUGGUUUUUGGACUGAACGAAAUCAAACCAAGUGUUGAUUUGAAAUGAAAUGCGUAAUAAGAAUACAGUACAAUGCAUAUAAUUAUAUAAAGAAGUAAAUAAAAAUUCAUUUUGUUCAGAUUCUCAUGUAGAAUUUAAA